ACAGCAGCACACACAGCGCGAUGGUGCGUCUCAGGACCGCGUCGCGCAACUUAACUGCGUCAGCGCGGAAUCAAACUUAUGGACUUGUGAGGGAAGUCAGUUCACGCGUUUAUCCCUGAACUAAGAAAAAAAAAAUCACAACAAACUAUUUCCAGGACUCUGACACAACACCGCAACGAAUGAGCUCAUGGUGAUCUCCACAGAAAGGACUAAAGACGCGCCAAGCACGGUCACCUUCGCUGUUAAGGAGACUUGCGAGAGGAUCCCAAGAAAGCCAUCGGUUCAGUAACACCGAGACAUUCCCGGCCAGCAGCAACGACCGAUCCGGAUCCCGCAGAUCAAUGAAGAAUGCGCGAGCGCACGCACAGUCGAUGAAGCCGGCGGCGAGAUCAUGCUUGUUCUGCCCGAGCCGAGCUUGCAGUCACUGCGGCUGGUGUUCCUCUUCGUCUUCGUCAUGGAUGUAGCGCCGUCCCCGGCUCUGACCGCCGGCUGCCCGGACCGCUGCGUGUGCGACGACCAGCUGGUGGUCCAGUGCGCGGGAAAACAGUUAAGCGACUUCCCCGUGGACCUCCCGCUGGCCACCCGGCAGCUGAUCAUCUCCAAUAACCGGAUCGGCGACUUGCCACCGCUGCAGCUCAACUACCUGUCGGACCUGGUGUACCUGGACUGCAGCAACAACUCGCUGACGGAGAUCUCCGAGUCUACUUUUGGCAACCUGCGCAAGCUCGCCUACCUGGAUCUGUCUUUCAACAGCCUGACGCAGAUCGAGGACCGGACGUUUGGCCCUCUGGCCAGCCUGGUGAUGCUGAGGAUGACGGAUAACCCGGGGCUGUCGGAGAUCCACCCGGACGCGUUCGCGGAGAACGCGGCGCUGCAGGUGCUGGACGUGAGCCGGAACAACCUGACGGCGCUCAACAUCAGCUCCCUGAUCGCGCUGCCGGCGCUGCGCUCGCUGGGGCUCAGCGGGAACCCCUGGAGGUGCGACUGCGACACGGAGGACCUGUGCCUCUGGAUCCAGAUAGAGGGCUUCAAGUUCCAAGAUGAGGGGCAGACGGUGUGCCAGGGGCCGCCAGACAUGCUGGGUCAGCGCCUGGCAGAGCUGGGCAUGCAGCUGAGAUCGGAAUGCCACCAGGGCCUGGGUUACUGGGACUACCUGUUCUUCAUCGCCAUCGGCUUCGUCAUCUUCAGCGCUGGGACGGUGUCGGCAUGGGUGAUGGGCAUACUCAUGGUUCUGUAUGAGCGCUACAGCAAGAGGAAGAGUGAGGAGCUUGACAGUGAAGACGAGGAGGAGACAGUCAUCCGAGGGGCAGGAAGUGGAGGAGGAGGGGGUAACCAUGGCAAUGGGGACGUGAACAAACCAGGCAUGCAGGUGUGACCAGAGGACAGAGGGACGCUGGGAAAUCUUUGAUGAAAUGAGAGCAAGCUACGGACAGAGAAAAGGAGUUUUCUUUUCUAUAAAGAUGUUUUAAGUGCACUUUUUUAGAAUGUGUCAACAUUAGUUUUAGUUUAAGAGAAGGGCAAGGACAGACAGAUUAGAUUUAUUUCAAUUCUUAUAGGUGGACUCAGACAAACAGACAGACUGAGAGACCGUUUAGAGGGACACAGUGAACUUGCAGCUGGAAAAUAUUGCUGUUCUGGCAGAUCUGAAGGAUGAUCUUAAUUAAAUGCAUAGAAAUAAUGCUCACUCACACAGGUCGCUCUCCCCAGUGUUAGUCAUGUAAUUGGGGCAGGGUGAUAACACUGUGUUUCACACUUAAGUGAGAGACAGUGAGAAGGAAGGAAAAGGUAAAAAGACAGAUAGAGAGGCUUGGAGACUUGUCCAGUAAGCUAUCUUAGCUUUUAUUUACUAGCUCGGUCAAAGAAAGGAAUGUAAAUGGAGGAUAUACAAGCAGUCUCUCCAGAUUCAUGCAGUGUGAAAUGAAUGAAUAGAAGAUGGAAGACUUUUCUAAACUGUCUGCACAACUCCAUGGAAGGCUGAAAAUUGUUUUAAAGGGUUCACAGACUGACUGACUGCUCAAAUGAUGGAUUGACGACAUUUUAUUGCAGGGCUUAACAAUAAGGACUUUUCUACUACUACUAAUUUUCACACUGACAAAAUAUAUAUACAUAUAUAAUAUAAAUAUAAUAAUAUUAUAUAAUAUAAAUAUAAUAUAUUAAUAUAAAUAUUGAUGAAUAAUAAAAAUAUGGACAAAUAAUAAUAAAUAUUAUACUAUAUUUUUUAUAUUAUUAUAAUUAUAAUAUAUUAUUUUAAAUACACAUUAUAAAAAAAAAUUAAGAAAUUCAGCAAAUGUUGCAUCAUGAUCAAUCAAUGUAUCAUGAUUUCCACAAGAAUAUUAAGAAACACAACUGUGUUCACCAUUAAAAAUAAAUAAUCAAAUAAAUGCAGCCAUGGUGAGCAUAAAAGAUUUAUUUCAAAAACUUUUUUUUUAGUCCAAAUUUUGAAUAUAUGGAUCAGCACAAUUUGUUACAUUAUUCAGUAUAUAUAUUCACACAAUAUUCACACAAAAGCAAAUGUUCAAGUUUACAAUGGAUAUAACCAUGUGCACAUGAUUGUUUGAAUGCAAUACAUUGUAACAACACAGCACUAGCCCAUCAGAUCAAGUAAACUGUCCAGAAACCUUCUCACUGGCCCCGGGCCAUUGGACCAUCCUUAUUGUUGAGCCCUGUUUUGGAUUGGGACAUUAUUGAUUUCAGUAAGCCUGUAUGCACUGCACCGAAAAGCCUUACAUACAAGAUGUAACCAGUCCAGCAAUAACACCUCCAAGUGAUACUGAGAGCAAUAGAGGGAAACGUGUGUGUGUGUGUGUGUGUGUGUGUGUGUGUGUGUGUGUGUGUGUGUGUGUGUGUGUGUGUGUGUGUGUGUGAGUGUGAGUGUGUGUGUGAGUGCAUGUGGCUCGCCGCAGCAAAACUGCUAUAGGUGGGAAAAAUAAAGUAUGUCAGCAUUCUGUAAUUUUGGCAAGGCUUUAAUUUUUAUUUAAUCAAAUGUUAUUCCUCCCAUGGCUACCACAUGCCACUCAAGGGCAGAGCUAAAGUGACCAUUCUCUCUUCACACUGCACCAUCAGCACUGAAGAGGGAACUGUACCCACUGAGAGUGUUGUUUUAGUUCAAUUCCCAAUAACAAUUCCUUAUACUCAGCAGACUACCACAAAUUUGGAUACAAUUCGGGAUUUUGGAUUCAGCAGAUUACUACAAUUUGGGAUACUUAACAGUACUCCAUUGCUACUGCAAUCCAGACACCUGAAUUGCCUCUUUAAAAUGCUGACAAUGAUCUUAGCUGCACAGCAUGUCUGGAUCUAUAGGUAUUUUCCAUUAUUUGUCCAUCACUGGAUGAAUUACUGCUGCCAUAAUCAUUAGAAAAUGUACACAAACAUAUUGUUUGAACAGCACAAAUUUCUCACAAUAUACCAAAACAGUUGGUGAAUACGGAGCAGUUUCACUCCUGAAUUACCGAAUGGAAAAGAAGAUGAGACAACUCUUAGAAAAUUUGCCCAUCUGUCUUAGCAUGUUUUAUCCCUAUAUCCAAACUAAGAAAAUAUAUACAGAGCAGUCACAUCCUCUCUUCUCUGAAGUUGUUAGUGGAGAGGGAAAGCUGGUUUUGGGGUGUCAUGUGAUUGACCAUUGCUAAAUCCAUCUGUAACGGGUUAAAGAGUUUAAGAGAAUAAUGCUUUUAUAAAUCUAUAGAUUCUAUAGCUAAUAUUGUGUUGACUUUUUAGUCUCCCAUUUCCUUAAAGCAACAUCUGGUCAUUUCCGCACAACUAGUGGCAUUAACGAAAUUUUCCAAACAGGCUCUCAUCUAUGGAGGCCCUAAAGCAAAACAGUGAACAUGAGAUCAAUAAUAUAAAUGAUAUUUCAAUGCAAAUGAACACAAAUGUUUUGUAAGGGACUAGCAUUAUUCCUCCAAACUCAUAUUGUUUUCGAUAACCAUCUGCCAUUGGACUGUCAAAGAAAUAGUCCUACCCCAAACUAACACCAUUGGUUGAGUCAGUGUUGCUUUGAUCGGCCUGAAGGGCUCUGUUUUGUUUGAUGCAGGUAUUUUAGACUUUAGAAGAGUGACAGAAAUUGGGCAAUAUAAUGUUUAAUAUUAUAUAUAUUAAUUUAUAUCAGAUAUGUAAUAUGUCAAAGAGUUUUUCCAUAUACAGCAGGUAAAUGCUCAACAACCCAAUACUGAUUCUUGACAAUCUUAACAAAUUCAUUCAUAUUUUACACCUACAUAAACAAAAUCACUUAAAUCUCUCAGGGUCCCAAAAUAAGUCCUCAGAAAUGAGCAAAUAAACAAAUCAAUGCUUUAUAACUGGAUUACCGGCAUUUUUAAACACAGAUCAUCACAAUAAGGCCUUUCAAAAAGACAAAAAAAAACCCACCUCAAAAUAGUCCAAAAUAUGUAUAAAUAUGAAAAUAAAUCAAACUUAACUUACUUUAAAAUUACUUUACUAAAGAAUGAACCAAUUAAUCGAGUUUCUGAGGGAGAGUAUGGCGUUUGAUGUUUGAAGGAAAAGUUAAUGUAAGCGUUUAAAGUCAGGGAGACUGGAGAGCAUGGGGGAAAGAAUGCCUAGUUUCCCAAAUUGUUUGGCAUUUCGCAGGCGUCGUUAAGGCUUCAGCUUGUUCACGCGCUCUUAAUCUCGAUGCAUCUGUGCGCCGUACUCCACAAAACAGACAUUCAGACUUUGCCCAUAGGUAAUAAUCCAAAAGAGAGUUUUCACGACUCGCUAAAACAACAGCCUUCUUUUUUCCCCCUCUAACUUCCCAGAUGUUGGCUACAAAAUCCCCGACCAGACUCUCACUUCCCCUCCCGUCUGCUUACACUCGUUCUCAUCUUUCUCUUCCUUUUCUCCACCAUAUCCCUGAACCCAGCCUCUUCUGUUUCCAUAUUUAGUUUGCUUUUUAUUAUUAUUAUUAUUAUUUAAUUUAAAAACAUUGUAGCAGGCCGCUACAAGUGUGUCAAUUAUUGUCUUCUGGACAACUGUCAGGUCAGCAGUCUUCCCCAUGAUUGUGUAGCCUAGUGAACCAAACUGGGAGACCAUUUUGAAGGCUCAGGAAUCCUUUGCAGGUGUUUCAAUUCAAUUAAAAAAACUUUACAGAAAAUUACGUUUCAAUAUUUAGUUUUGAGUUGAUUAGCUGAUUGGCAUGUCACCAUAUUCUAAUUUGUUGAGUGGGUUUUUGCUAAAUUUGAGCCAAAAUCAUCACAAUUAAAAGAACCAAAGACUAAAACUGCUUCAGUCUGUGUGCAUUUAAUUUAUUUAAUACACAAGUUUCACAAUUUGAGUUGAAUUACGGAAAUAAAUGCACUUUUCCAUGACAUUCUAAUUUAUUGAGAUGCACCUGUAUGCAGCUCCACUCCACUUCUCACAUCUAACAUACUGUCUCUAAUGGUGCAGAAAUUACACGCUGUGUCUGUUAACCUGCACAUACUCAUUAAACCCUGUUAAAAAUUGAAUUUGAAUUACGUCUAGAAAACCCAACAAGCUGAUAUUUUCAGCUGGGAAGCCUCAACUUCAGGUCACAACCCUGGACUGAAUGUGUGUUUGACGACACAUCCAUCUCACAUCCUUCUCAGCCUCUCAUUAAUUCUUUCUCUCUCUCUCUCUCUCUCUCUCUCAUUCUGUCCUCUCUCACCAGUUAGAAGGUGGGUCGUUUCAGGUUACAGAUUACAAUGGGAUGUCACCAUGUCAGCAUCAUUUCCAAAGUGUUAACACCAUCUUGAAAAAGACUAAUAACACCAUGUCAUCAGGGGAACAUGAUUAUAUGUGUACAGUUGAAUCAGGAAAUACCCGGAGAGAUGUCCUCAAAAACAAAAGAAAGAUAAAUACAGCUAAAAAUUAUAUGACAGAAACAUCAUGGCGUUAUAAGGUUGGACAGUAGAGGUGGUAAACUUUAUAGCAACACACUGCAGUGUGUGCGCCAUUUUCACCUGCUGUGAACUCUGAAAGAGAUUAUGUCUGACUAUGUGAUCACCCUUUAGAAGAAGAGAGAAAUUGGGGAGGGGUUGAAUUGGCAUUUUAUUCCUCUAUGAAUAUUAAUGUGUCACAUAACAAGCGAUAAAGGGUAUAUCACCUAGUGCUAUCCAAUAGUCAAGUUCAGUGUAGGAGCAGGACUUUAUCUGAGUCUACAGACACUAACAAUGCUACAACACUGCAGUCUGCUCGGCUCCAAAACUGCAAGCACCAUCAGCAAUGCAGCAGGGGUGGCCUGUGUCAGGAUGAUCUAACUGUAGAGAUACUCACACACAUAUGCACUCAACAGAACACUAAUCAACUAGCAGCACAACUCCUGCUAUAUCUUUGUGAAUUUACAAAGAAAACCUCAGCUGCUAGCAUUGAAACAGAGAAUUAAUAAAAGAAGCUCAAGUAUAUGUAAUAUGCAAAAAAACAUUUUCAAUCAGAUGCAGCUAGAACCCCUCAGUGUUCAUUAGCGUUCUCAUUUUUAGCAUUAGCUUUAAUUGUUCAUGAUAAUCUGUGGCUAAAGCUAAUGCUUCCUGCAAAGUUGGAAAGUUGAAAGGUGACACAUCUACAUUAAGGUCCUUAAAGAGUUGGGUAUGAGUAGGGCUGGGCGAUAUGGAGCAAAAAUAUAUCUUGAUUUAUUUUGCUAUAUCUCGAUAUACGAAAUAUAUCUCGAUAUCUUUACAGGAAAAACAACCCCCCAAAAACUACUGCAAAAACAAAUAUGCCAAAUAUUACAUGUUAAGGGCCCUAUGAAACGUUUUUUUUUUUUUCGCCAUAUGUUUUAUUGUUACCUAAUUCUGUGUUUUAGCAUGUGUAAUUAUUUAAAUGCAUAAAUACAACUUAAAUAGUUAAAAUAGCCUUAUGUGAAAUGUUUUUUUCCCUUCAGAAAUUCUGUGUAUUUACAUUGUUCUGGUUAUCAAAUGAAGACAUAAAACAUUCAUUUAAUUUAUCUUUUAAUUAUUUAAAAUUAAGCAAACUUUAUUUUUUGGUAAACAAAGGGGAUUUACUAUUAAAAAUAAAACAUGGAAGAAAUGUUGUGUGAUUAUUCCUUAAAUAUUUUAAUAGUAGUAGUAGUGGGCUAUGUACAUUCUGCUGGACAAUAGUAAUAGAUUUCUGGCAAAUACUUUUAUUUUGACGGGUUUACCUUUACAGUUCAGUGUAUGUGAUACUACAGUCUAUGAUGUGAUAUGAGCUAGUUUUACUCAAAUCAGUAAUCAGAUGCUCAUGAAGUGACUCAGUGCAGUUCUGGAGAUGUUCCUCAUGUGUUCACGUCUUUAUUUAGUGAGAGGAACGACACUGAAAUCACUGCACUUCCGUGUGUUUAAUGAAUGAAGACGCGCUUCUGCUCCAUUCAUUAACACAGAUACGCAGAACAUGCAGGAGUCAUAUUUCAAUAUACUUUUCCGGGUUGAAAUUUGCAGAUAUUAGUCUAUAUCGUGAUUUAAUUUAAGUGCAUGACCUAUUUUUGAUUAAUUCAUUCAAAAUUUGGCAAAUUCCGUGACAUUCCGCGUUAAACUGUAGACUGGAUUCCGCGAUUCCGUCCGCGUUUUCUACAUCACGGAAAUCAUUGGGCCCUACAGUAGACAUCUGCCUGCUGUUCGUCCUACGCCUUAAAACCGAAGUAUCUCCAUAUAAUGGAGGCAGUUGUCCUUUUAUUAUUCUUUUAGACUUUUUUUUUAGACUAGUUCUGUACACGCGAGGAGAGGGGGGACAAAAGCAAGAAGGCGGAGUGCAAUCGAGCGGGGGCGAGCACAGCACAGAGAAGGCAAAGAAGCAAAGUGGCGGAAUCAGAAUUAAAUAUAAACAAUAUAUCGAUAUAUAUGAUAUGUUAAAAUCCAUAUCGUGUUUAAAAAAUAUCUCGAUAUAUUUUAAAUAUUGAGAUAUUGCCCACCCCUAGGUAUGAGUGUAGAGUAUAAGGUAAGCUAGCGAAGUAAUCAGCUAACAGUGUGCUAAGAUAGUACACUGAGUGAUUGGGUUGCAUAACAAAUAAAAAGAAAUCUAUAUCUUUGGUUAUAUUCCAAAAUACCCUCUCAUAAAAAUGCGCAAAUAAUUGUACCUUUAGAGAUAUGACAACUUUUCACUUGGACAGUACUCUUUAGGGGACAACUUUGUACCUGAUCUACCCUUAAAAGGUGGAUACCAUAGAGUAGUAAUACCUACGUACCCAUAAGGUACUACUAUGCCUCCUUUAGGUGUAAAUGAGGUGCAGAAUUGUCCCUUUCAGAUUACUGUCCUAGUGACAAGCUGUUAAACCAAAAAGUUAUUUUAGCCAAAUUGCCUAACAGAUUGUUAAUGGUACCAUUUCCAAUUUUCCAACUUGCAGAAAGUCAUUGCUUUUGCAAACAAAUGCUACUGCUGUGAUUGAUCAUUAUACAUCACCUUCCUAGCAGAACAUGGUAUAGGAAAAUCACAUGACCAACCUUGAAUGGAACACUCUAUCACCCUAGAUAAAGAAUUGGCAGAUUAGGCAUUGCACACUCUCAGAAUUUUUUUUUUUAUAUAUAUAUACAAAUGUUGUACCUUUUUGAGUACAACAGCUUGUCCCUCAGCUACUUUGAAAACUUUGAGUGCCAUUAAAUAGCUUAAAAGAUAAAAGACAAUUUUUUAUAUAAAAGGAUGACUUGAGGGUGAGUAAUUUAUGGGCUAAUUAUCAUUUUUUAAUGUACAAUUUUAUUCCUGUCAGUAGAUGCAUUCGAGUUAGGAUUUGAGACAUAGCAAUGCUUUUCUUUCACAUUCUCAAUGUGGCAAUAACCAAAAUGAAAGUGUGGGUGAAGGUUCAGUAGAGUUUGAAAUUAGAUUUGCGUACAGAGUAGCUGAUAUUAGGAGUGUUUGGUUUAGCCUUCAGUGCAAAGUCUAGGAAAUAAUAUUGAUUUAAGUUCUUCUACUUUUAACUUUUGGUUUGGAUUGGAGCUCUGGAACCAGAGGCAGUGCUGCAGACUGCAGGUGUUGCUGUUGUUUCAGCAGCACAAGACUGAAGUUGUUCUCUGAGAGACUUUAGAUUUGCUGGAUCGAUUUGCUGUCUACAGAGGUGUGUCCGUUACGCUCUGUCCAUCAUGCAUGAAGCUCUGCAGAAUUUCCACAACUGAGAGUCUCUAACACUCUCCUUUCCUCUCCUCUCCUUUCUUCUUGCCUGGUUACAUCUCAUCAAUUCUCUUCAUUGUUGUGGCUUGUCUCAUCUCGUCUCCUGUUGCAUCUUCUCCUCUUCAUUGAGUCUCCUCUCUUCCUUAUCUUGUCUCUAUUCUGUUCUGUUCUCAUCAUUUGUCUUAUUGUCUUGUCUCAUCUGGUCUCUUCCUUGUCUUCUCUCAAUUUCUCUAUCCUUGUCUCAUCUUAAUUUCUCUACUCCUCAUUUAUCUUGUUUUUUCUCUUCUGUACUCUCUUUUUCCAUCCUCUCUUCUUUGUCUCAUUACACCUCUUCUCUUCUCUUCUCUUCUCUUCUCUUCUCUUCUCUUCUCUUCUCUUCUCUUCUCUUCUCUUGAUUUCUGUGUCUUGUCCUAUCUCAUCUUGUGUCCUGUUCUGUCUUCUCUAUGUCUUGUCUCUUGUCUCCCUUGACGUGUCUCUUGUCUUGUUUGAUCUCUUCUGUUCACAUUUGUCUUUUCUUGUCUUGCCAUCUUGUCUCAUCCUCGUUUUCUGUUCUUGCCUCAUCGUUUCAUCUUUUAUGUCCUCUCCUCAUCUUUCUCUCAGUCUCAUCCUCUCUCUUCCUUAUUUUGUCUUAUCUAGUCUCUUUUUUUCUUUCCCUGGUCUCAUUUUGUAUGUUUUCAUCAUUUGUUUUGUCUCAUCUCUUAGAUUGUCUUCACCUCUCCUCCCUAUCUUUUCUGCUCUACUCGUCUUAUUUUUCAUUUCCUCUCUCCUUAUCUCAUCUUCUCUUUUCCUCUAUUCUCUUCUUGCCAUUUAUCUUGUCUCAUUUAGGCCCAAUCCCAAUUCUGUUUUAUACCCCUUCCCCUUCCCCUACCCCUCCACCUACCCCUUCCCCUUGUCCCUUGAAACAGAGUGUCAAGGGGUAGGGGAGAAAAUAUUCCCCCAAGGAUUGGGAAACCACUACCAUGACGUCACAUGCCAUCAUUCGUCGUCUAGCUCUUACAUACACACAUAUACUGGUGUGCAUUAGAGCCUUUAAUUAUCAUUCUGUGUUAAUGAGCUGCUUACUGACAAACACACACACACACAUAUUGGAAAUCGCGAAGCUCUCAAUCAUCCAGUAGAAAAUAAACUUUUCAACGCUGCCCCACGACUUUGAUCAAAUACAGUUUAAAGACUGAAUCGCUACAUUAUAUUUUCCAGCGACGAGAGGAUACAAUCGCUGUUUUUAAGUAAACUCACAGAUAAAUGCACAAACGUGAAUACACGCAACUUCCAUUUCUUUCUCUAUCUCUCUCUCUCUCUCUCUGGAAUAGGCAAUAUUUGAGAAAAUGGUUUGGCGAUUUCAAAUUAUUGGGGGGAUUAGUCUACGGCAGUUAUCACCCUGAUCUGACAUAUGCUGUCGCACUAUCAUGCAGUCUGUAAUGAUAUGACGUUAGCAAAUAUUAGCGAUUUUUUGCAAAGAUUUCUUUGAGUAACAUGACCAUUAAUAUGAACUCACAAUUGAAUGUAACAUAAAACAAAUGAUUACUUUUCAUUAAAAUCUUUAGUGAUGCCAAGAAAGCUUACAUUUAUGUGUCUUUUUGUUCGCUGUAGCAGCCAUGUUGCCGAGAUAAUUCAUACCCCUUAGUUUGAAGUGUGGUCCCGAAAAAUCUUUGUUUGAAGGGCUAUCUGGUCCUUGCCCUUACCCCUACCCCUCCAACCAAAAGAGAAUCGAGACACCCCUACCCCUUAACGUGAACGCGCGAAACAGAGGGGUAGAGGAAAGGGAAAGGGCUAAGGGGUAGAAUUGGGAUUGGGCCUUAGUCUCAUCUCUUGUCUUAUUUUUUCUUAUCUCCCACCUUGUCUGGCCUCUUCUUGUCCAUUGUCUCGUCUCAUUUGAUCUUUUCCUGUAUCAUCUCUUCUCUCUUCUUCUAAUUUUUCUUGUUUUUGUCUCAUUUUUGUAUCUCGUCUCCUCCCACUUUUCUAGUCUCUUUUUGUCUCUCAUCUCAUUUAGACUCAUCUCUAUCUAGUUUCUUCUUUCUUUGUUAUAUCUCUGUUCUGACUCUGCCCUCCUCUUUUAUAUCUCAGUGGUGGUUUAGUGAGGGUGAUGGCAUAAAGGCUGUUGUAAGCCAUCUUACGCUGUCUUAAAGAAGAGGAGGACUAAAUCAGAGCGGAUGACAGUUUUCCACUUGGGACUAAAGCUUAGAGACUUUCCUCUGCCUUGAUUCAAAGUGCUUUCAU
Messenger RNA from Carassius gibelio (silver crucian carp), 11238 nucleotides. Its product is annotated as leucine-rich repeat-containing protein 52-like. Lineage: Eukaryota; Metazoa; Chordata; Actinopteri; Cypriniformes; Cyprinidae. The transcript is spliced from 2 exons. The coding region runs from base 392 to 1375 and encodes 327 amino acids. Gene Ontology annotation, cellular component: voltage-gated potassium channel complex. Gene Ontology annotation, molecular function: transmembrane transporter binding; potassium channel activator activity; voltage-gated potassium channel activity. The record is from RefSeq and is a predicted model, not a curated record.